UGUGCUCCCAGACAGAGUAAUAGCACUGUGACUGAAAGGUUCUCUCUUACCACAGAAUGGACAACAUGGAUGACCUAACUACCUUUGUAACCACUGUCUAUUCUGAGCAAACUGAUGAGCCCGAUUACGACUAUGGCACAGGAACGACUGAAGAUUCAGGCUUGUGUGACAGAAGCUCUGUCAGGCAGUUUCGCAGUCAGUAUGAGCCAACUCUGUUCGGGAUCAUCUUCAUCCUGGGUGCUGUAGGUAACCUGCUGGUGGUUUGGAUUUACACCACUGUGCGCAAACGUCUCAAAACAAUGACCGAUUUGUACCUACUGAACCUGGCUGUGGCUGACCUCCUCUUCUUAUGCAUGCUGCCCUUCUGGGCUGUUGAUGCCAUCAAGGGUUGGGACUUUGGCAUCACUCUCUGCAAAAUCGUGUCUGCUGUCUAUAAGAUCAACUUCUUCAGCAGCAUGCUCUUUCUUACCUGCAUUAGCGUGGACCGCUACAUUGCUAUUGUACAAGUCAUCAAAGCCCAGAACCUGAAGAAAAAGAGGGUGUUCUACAGCAAACUUGCUUGCUUUGGUGUCUGGUUGGUCUCAAUUCUGCUUGCUCUACCUGAGCUUAUCUUUGCUCAGGUGAAGACGGACCGACUGGAGAGCCAAUCUUCUUGUACUCUGGUCUACUGGGACAAUGCAUUCAACCGGACUAAAAUCCUGGUGCUGUCUCUGCAGAUUUGCAUGGGCUUCUGCUUUCCUGUGCUGGUUAUGUUCUUUUGUUACACAGUCAUCAUUCGCACACUUAUGCAGGCCAAGAGUUUUGAAAAGCACAAAGCACUACGUGUCAUCUUUGCCGUAGUGUUUGUGUUUGUUCUUUCCCAACUGCCUUACAAUUCCCUGCUGAUCGUAGAGGCCACACAGGCAGCCAAUACCACUAUCACAAAUUGCCAAACUGUUAUUGGUUUUGAUGUAGCCGGACAGGUUGCCAAGAGCCUGGCAUUUACUCACGCCUGCCUGAACCCAUUCCUGUAUGUUUUCAUUGGAGUUCGAUUCAGACAAGAUCUUCUGAGGAUUGUUAAAACGUGUCAUGGUGGUCUGGGAAAAGGAGGGCUCAGUAAAAGUCAGGCUGUUCCCAAACGUCCCUCUGUUAUGUCGGAUACUGAUACUACUCCUGCCCUUUCCUUAUAGAUGCCCAUUUCCCUAAACCUACACUUUACUUUUUCUUACAAAUGCAUUACUUUUUUUUUUUUUAUUAGAAGAACAACAACAAUAACAGCCUUGAAAGAUCAAACAUCUCUGAAGUUUUCAUUUAUUUCACUCAUAUUCUGACAGCAAAUGUUUCCUGGACCAAUUGUAUAAACUGUACAGCAUUGUAAAUACUGUCAUUUGAAAGUGUUUUUAAUUUUUUUUUAAACACUUGCCUCAACAUGUUUUUUGUGUGUUGCUGUAGCAUAG
Messenger RNA from Melanotaenia boesemani (Boeseman's rainbowfish), 1436 nucleotides. It is a transcript of the gene ccr9b, whose product is annotated as chemokine (C-C motif) receptor 9b. The record is from RefSeq and is a predicted model, not a curated record. Lineage: Eukaryota; Metazoa; Chordata; Actinopteri; Atheriniformes; Melanotaeniidae. Gene Ontology annotation, biological process: immune response; G protein-coupled receptor signaling pathway; chemotaxis. Gene Ontology annotation, molecular function: chemokine receptor activity. Gene Ontology annotation, cellular component: membrane. The transcript is spliced from 3 exons. Bases 57 to 1169 code for a protein of 370 amino acids.